Messenger RNA from Ziziphus jujuba (common jujube), 1613 nucleotides. Its product is annotated as actin. The transcript has 5 exons. Bases 163 to 1296 code for a protein of 377 amino acids. Gene Ontology annotation, cellular component: cytoplasm. The record is from RefSeq and is a predicted model, not a curated record. Lineage: Eukaryota; Viridiplantae; Streptophyta; Magnoliopsida; Rosales; Rhamnaceae.
CAUUUGUGGGAGCUUCCUUAUUUUAAACAAGAGGGCGGGUACCCAGGGAAUAGGGUCCGUUACCACACACAAACACAAAACACACACACACAGAGACCCAAAAAAAAAAAACCAACAAACAAGGAAGAAGAAUUUUUAUUUCAAUUCCAAAGCCAAUAGAAAAUGGCAGAAAGUGAGGAUAUUCAGCCUUUGGUCUGUGACAAUGGUACAGGAAUGGUCAAGGCUGGAUUUGCUGGAGAUGAUGCUCCAAGGGCCGUAUUCCCCAGCAUUGUAGGUCGUCCCCGUCACACGGGUGUUAUGGUUGGUAUGGGUCAAAAAGAUGCCUAUGUUGGUGAUGAAGCUCAAUCAAAAAGAGGUAUCUUGACUUUGAAAUACCCAAUUGAGCAUGGCAUUGUUAGCAACUGGGAUGACAUGGAGAAGAUAUGGCAUCACACCUUCUACAAUGAACUCCGUGUGGCUCCAGAAGAGCAUCCAGUUCUUCUAACAGAAGCUCCUCUUAACCCCAAGGCCAAUCGUGAGAAAAUGACUCAGAUUAUGUUUGAGACAUUCAACACCCCAGCUAUGUAUGUAGCUAUCCAGGCCGUCCUUUCCCUUUACGCCAGUGGUCGUACAACUGGUAUUGUUCUUGACUCUGGAGAUGGUGUGAGCCACACGGUUCCUAUAUACGAAGGAUAUGCUCUUCCACAUGCUAUCCUGCGUUUGGACCUUGCAGGCCGUGAUCUCACAGAUGCCCUUAUGAAAAUAUUGACUGAACGGGGUUACUCUUUCACCACAACAGCAGAACGAGAAAUAGUAAGGGACAUGAAAGAGAAACUAGCCUAUAUUGCUCUUGACUACGAGCAGGAGUUGGAGAUGGCAAAGACCAGCUCAGCUGUGGAGAAGAGCUAUGAGCUACCUGAUGGACAGGUGAUUACAAUUGGGGCUGAACGUUUCCGGUGCCCUGAAGUUCUCUUCCAACCAUCCAUGAUCGGUAUGGAAGCUGCUGGCAUUCACGAAACCACAUACAACUCUAUCAUGAAGUGUGAUGUGGAUAUCAGGAAGGAUCUCUAUGGCAACAUUGUCCUCAGUGGUGGUUCUACAAUGUUUCCUGGCAUUGCUGAUAGGAUGAGCAAGGAAAUUACAGCAUUAGCCCCUAGCAGCAUGAAGAUUAAAGUCGUGGCACCACCAGAGAGGAAGUACAGUGUUUGGAUUGGAGGAUCCAUUUUGGCAUCCCUCAGUACAUUCCAACAGAUGUGGAUCGCAAAGGCAGAGUAUGACGAAUCUGGUCCAUCAAUUGUUCACAGGAAAUGCUUCUAAACAUCCAAAGGAAAGAUGGAACAAAGAAUUCAUACUACAACAUUUUGUAUUGCAGAGAGGCUUCUAGUCAAGUGGUUGCAGAAAAUUUCCUUUCUACUUAUUUUUCAACUUUUCAUUCAUGUUUAUUUUUCUCUGUGUUCGUCUUUUGUUAUGUUGGGAAAAUUGGGCAUUGGGGGGCGCCGGCGGGGGGGUGAGAAAAUCAUUAUCAAGAUUAUUAUUAUUAUUAUUUUAUUAAAUUACUACUUUUGUAGAGAAGUUGUGUAUUGUUUACUUAUUUGGUUUGGUUGAAUCAGAAAAUUCUUUCUAUUACAUUUAAA